Danaus plexippus (monarch butterfly) is the source of this 2436-nucleotide messenger RNA. RefSeq names its product phosphoenolpyruvate carboxykinase [GTP]-like. The coding region runs from base 289 to 2199 and encodes 636 amino acids. The record is from RefSeq and is a predicted model, not a curated record. Lineage: Eukaryota; Metazoa; Arthropoda; Insecta; Lepidoptera; Nymphalidae. Gene Ontology annotation, biological process: cellular response to dexamethasone stimulus; hepatocyte differentiation; response to starvation. The transcript has 15 exons. Gene Ontology annotation, cellular component: cytosol. Gene Ontology annotation, molecular function: manganese ion binding; phosphoenolpyruvate carboxykinase (GTP) activity; GTP binding.
GGUCACAAUAUUAGAGUUGUUAUAAAUUAAUUUAAACAUUAACAUAUUACUCAUUCGUCAAUACUGUAUCGUUGUUGACUGUUGUCCAACAAAAAAAAACAUUGACAGUGUGAAACGAUUAUAUCCGAAUCCAUACAGCCAAACAGGAAAAGCCAGUGACACGGCGGCGUCAUACAAAACAGCACGUGUCUUAAUUUAAUAAACAGAGCGAGACCAGUUUCACCGACUAGUGCAACCGCAUUUCCUGACAGAUUUUUUUAACGUCUCACUUGAAAAAGAAACGUUAAAAUGGUGCUGUUGUUGCGGAGGUUGUCGAAAAAAUGUGCUCAGGUCGCGUUAUCCUGCAGCAGAGCGUCUCACCAGGCCGCCUUACGAGGCGCCCUCAAGCUAAAUCCGCAAUUAGCGAAUUUGACCCCCAAGGUCCGUGCGUUUGUGGAACGAAGUGCGGCGUUGUGUGAACCGGAUCACGUCCACGUGUGUGACGGUUCCGACGCCGAGGGUAAGGCGCUCCUUCAGAUGAUGCAGCAGCAGGGGACUGUGAAACCCCUGCCUAAAUACGACAACUGCUGGUUGUCACGAACGGAUCCCGCGGACGUGGCGCGCGUCGAGUCUCGCACUUUCAUUUGCUCUGAACGAGAAAGAGACGUGGUCCCUGUAGCGAGGGCGGGGCAGAAGUCCGCGCUGGGGAACUACAUCAGCCCCGAGGGUUACGACAAGGCUGUGACUGAACGGUUCCCGGGCUGUAUGCGAGGCAGGACCAUGUAUGUGAUACCGUUCUCUAUGGGGCCCGUCGGAUCUCCUUUGUCCAAGAUCGGUGUGGAAGUCACCGAUUCCCCUUAUGUCGUGUACUCUAUGAGGGUCAUGACCAGAAUGGGUAAUAAAGUCUUAGAGGCUCUGCGUAAGGACGAGCAGUUCGUCCGUUGUUUGCACGCGGUAGGUCGUCGUGAUGAUGGACAGGAGACGCCGGGCUGGCCCUGCGACCCUCAGAGGACGAUCAUACUGCAUCGACCGGCGGAUAAUGAGAUCAUCAGUUACGGCAGCGGCUACGGCGGGAACAGUCUUCUGGGAAAGAAAUGUUUCGCCUUAAGACUCGGCUCGGUGCUGGCGCGGCGUGAGGGGUGGCUGGCGGAACACAUGCUGAUCGUGGGUAUAACGGACCCCAAGGGCCGUAAGCGCUACAUCGCCGCGGCCUUCCCGUCGGCGUGCGGCAAGACUAACCUGGCUAUGAUGACCCCGACCCUGCCAGGGUACAAGGUGGAGUGUGUGGGAGACGACAUCGCCUGGAUGAAGUUUGACAGCAGCGGCGUGCUGAGAGCCAUCAACCCUGAGAACGGGUUCUUUGGCGUCGCUCCAGGAACCUCUUCAUCGACCAACCCCAUAGCCAUGGAGUCUAUCUUCCGCGACACGGUGUUCACGAACGUGGCUGAGACAGCCGAUGGUGGGGUUUGGUGGGAGGGCAUGGGAGAGGCCCCGGAAGCUCUGAUCGACUGGAAAGGCCAGCCGUGGGAUCCCAGCAAGGACACGCCAGCAGCACAUCCCAACUCCAGGUUCUGCACGCCGGCGUCUCAGUGUCCCAUCAUGGACGGAUGUUGGGAGAGUGCGGCGGGGGUGCCGAUAUCCGCGAUCCUCCUCGGGGGUCGGCGGCCGGCCGGCGUCCCGCUGGUGGUGGAGGCCAGGGACUGGCGACACGGAGUAUUCAUGGGAGCCAGCAUGCGCUCCCAAGCGACCGCUGCAGCCGAGCACGCGGGCAAAGUCGUGAUGCACGAUCCGUUCGCGAUGCGGCCCUUCUUCGGCUACAACUUCGGAGACUACCUCCGUCACUGGUUGUCCAUGCCACAGCCAGGACGCCGCAUGCCCAAGAUAUUCCACGUCAACUGGUUCAGGAAAGAUGAUCAGGGUAAAUUCCUUUGGCCUGGCUUCGGUGAGAACUCGCGCGUGUUGGACUGGGUGCUGCGCCGUUGUGAUGACGAGCCCUGCGCCAUAGAGACUCCACUCGGUUACAUCCCCACCGAGGACGGGUUGCAAACCAAUGGACUCGCAUCCGUGGACAUGAAACAACUGUUCAGCAUUCCUAAGGAUUUCUGGAUGCAGGAGGCUGAUGCCAUCGAGAAGUAUUUCAAGGAGGAAGUCGGAGAAGAUCUUCCCAACGAAAUGUGGGAGGAAUUAAAUAAACUGAGGAUCAAUGUACAGAAAUCCUAAAACACCAAAGAUGUAUUCAAACACUAUUCGAUUAAGCAUAAAUGAGAUAACACUGUAACGAUCGGUCCUGAGAUAUGUUACUAUAUGAAAAAAAUUCUUCAUUAGAUUUAUUUUACGAGAUCUUGUUCUGGCAACACUGUGGUGUAUUGAAAUUAAAAGGCUGUGCUCUUUAGAUUAUAUAUAGAAAUAAGUUAUGUAUGUGCUGUCCUGUAAAUAAUAAAUGUAUAAUUUAUAAAA